AUGAAUUUAAGUAUCGGAAAGAUAGAUUUUAACAAUAUUUAUGUUGAUAUAUUAAAUAUCCAAGAAACAUUAGUAAGUCAUAUUCAAAAUAUUGUUACUCAUGUUUACAAAUUAAUAGAAAAAGCAAUAUAUACAAAUAUUGAAAAAAGAGAAUUAUUAAGAGAUAAAUAUGACGUUAAUUUCCUAAAUGAUGCAAAUAAAAAAAAAAUGACAAAUGAUUCAAUUGAUAUUAAGGAUACAGAUGAAGAUGUAGAGAAACACGAAAUAAAUGUAUGUGUAAAUGAUUUAAUUGUUGAAAGUAAAUUUGUUAAAAAUAAUGAAAAUCAUAAUUUAAAUAAGGAAGAGGAUAUAAAUAGUGAAGAAAAGUUUCAAUUUCCAAUAGAAAAUUCACAACAAAAUGUAAAUAUUCCUCAUGAAAUACAUAACUAUGAAGACAAAAAUAUAACAGGAAAUAAUAAAAAUAAUGAUGAUGACAAUAUAAAAAAAAUUAUUUUAAAUAAUAAUAUUCAUGAUAUAAAAACAAUUAUUUCAGACGAAAAUAAAAAUAAUUUAAAUGGAUAUAAUAAUAACAAUAGUAAAAAUAUUUUAAAUGAAUUGGAUGAUAAUAUAAAAAUAAAUAAUGUAAAUAAAGGUCAUAGUGAUAUAAAUAAAAGUAUUUCAAAUGAAAUAAAUUAUGGUAUAAAAAAAAAUAACUUAAAUGAGAAUAGCGAUCACAAAAAAAAAUGUAUUUUAAAUGUAGACAAUUAUUUGGUGAAUAAAAAUAUUGAUAAUAUACUAAAUGAAAAUAAGUUAAAACUAAAAAAGCACAUUGCUUUAUUAGAAUUAAUAAAAUAUGUUAUUCUAUAUUCUUAUUAUUCAAGUAAUGAAAAAAAAGAAAUAAAAAGUGAUAUAAAUAAAAAAGAAAAUAUCAACAAAAAAUUUUUGGCUGAAAGCUAUAUUAACAAACUAAAAGGAAACAUAGAAAUUUUAAAAUUUGAUUUAAAUAAUGAUAUAUCAAAUUAUAAUUUUUGCAACUUUGACUUAUCAAAUGUAAAAAUUAAAUAUAUAAAUAUAAUUAAUUAUUAUAUGGAAUUAUUAUCACCUUUUAAUAAAUUUUAUGAUGAAAAAAAUAAAGAUAAUAAAGAAGAUGAAAAAAAUUUGAAAGUAAUAAGAAGAAAAUUAGAUGAAAUAAUAUUAAAUUAUGAUUAUAUUAUUGACGAAAUUUUAAAAAAAAAUAAUUUUAGUGAAUUAUCAGAAGAAUAUUUAAGCAAUUUAAAAAAACAAAUUAUACAAGGAAAUUUUCCAGAAAAUAAUAAAAGUGGUAGUAAUAUAAAAAAUGAAUAUAUAAAUAAUAUGUAUAUUUCCAGUAAAAGUGAAACAAUAGAAGACAAAAAAUUAUCAAGCAAAAUUAAAAAUAUUUCAAAUAAUUUAUUAAAUAAUGAAAAUAAUAGUAUUUUAAGUAAAAAUAUAUUUUUUAAUGGUUUCCCAUAUGCUUUUAAGAAUAUAAAUGAAAAUUUAAAUAACAAUUUUUUAUAUAAAAUGAAUAUAUUUAAUAAUCAUAAUAUAAAUGACAUAAAUUUUGAUUAUCUUAAUAAAGCAAACAUAAAAACGAUAAAUUCAUUAAAGAAAAAAAAUAGCAUUAAUAAAAAUAUAGAAAAUAUAUAUACUCAAUAUGUUAAUUAUAAUUCUGUUCCCAUUAAAAAUAUAAGUAAUGUAAAAGAAUUAUAUAAAAAUAAUUUAAAUUAUAAAAAUUUGAGUGACUUGAAUAAAACGAAUUUAAUUAAUUUAAAUUUGUCAGAUAUUAAAAAUUUCAAUGCAAUUAGAGGCAAUUCAUGUGAAAAUAUAAAUAAUGAGGAUAAAAAUUUAAAAGAUCAAGAACAAAUCAAUUAUGAUAUAUGCAGUGGUGGUAUUACAAACAACAAAAAAAAUUUUAAAUCUCAACAAAUAAAUGAUUUAAAUAAUAAGAAUGAUUUUAUUCCACUUAAUAGCACUAACGGUAUGAUUAAGGAAUAUAUAUGCAAAUGCAAUAAUAAUAAUUCAAGAAACGACUCAAAAAAUGAAAAUGAAGAGAUAUUACAUUAUAAUUGUAAUAAUGAAAAUUUAAAAAAUUUUGAAAUAAAAAACCAAAUUAUUGAUAACAAUAAGGUUUCAUGCAUGGAGAAGAAUAAUAUAAACAAUAUGGUUAGUGAUUACAAAAAUAACAAUAAAAAAAAUAAUGAAAUCACAAAAAACAAUGUGAUUAAUGAACAUGGUUUAUUUUCAAUUAAGGAACCAGCAAAUUUUAACAAAAAUAAUAAAAAUUGUGAUUUUUUAUUUUACGAAGAAUCUAAUAUAAAAAAUGACGAAACUAAAUUAAAAUAUAACGAUAAAAAUAAAACAAUAGGAAUAAAUGAAAACAAAGUAAAUAAUAUAGAUGAAAAAAUAAAUAUUAGCAGUAAAGAAAAUUGCUUAAACGAAAAGCUCAUAAAUGGUAAAGAAAAUAAGAUACAUGAAUAUGUGUUUAAUAAAAAUGAGUUAAAUCAUAAAAUUGAUAAAUUAAAUAGAAAAACAGAACAUAAAUCCAAUGAAGCUACUGUAGAAGAAAUUAACUAUAAUGGAAACAACAAUUUUAAAGAUCAAUCAAGUUUUAAUGAAAAAUAUAAUUUUAAUGAUGUUGAAAAUUAUAACAAUAUAUAUGUAUCAAGUAAUAAUAUGUGUCAACUAAAUUCUUAUAACAAUGAAGAUAUCCAUGUAUAUAGUAAGAAUAUAUCCAUUAACACUUCAAAAAAAAACAUUAAUAAUGAAAUACAAAACUAUAAUAAAAUUCACGAUACAAAUGUUAAAAGCAUGAACUCUAUGUCAUUAAAUCAAGAGCAUGCUAUUUCAUUAUUGGAAUCAAAAGAUAAUUAUAAAAAUAAUAAAAAAUUUGAAACUAUUCAACUUGAUCAUAGUAAUAAUAGUAAUGAUACAAGUAACAAAAAUAAUUACAAUAAUAAUGCUGAUAACGAUAAUAACAAUAAUAAUAUCAAUAAUGAUUAUGAUAGUAAUAACAACAAUAAUAAUAGUAAUAAUAAUGAUAAUAGUAAUAAUAGUAACAGUAGCAAUAAUAAUAAUAAUUAUAAUAGAAAUAAUAGUAAUAGCAAUAAUAACAAUAGCAACACGAACAAUAACAAUAGUAAUAAUAAUAAAGACAACAACAACAACAAUAAUAAUAAUAAUAAUAGAAACAAUAGUAACCAUAACGAUGACAAUAAUGACGAUAACAAUAAUAAUAACAGUAAUAGUACCAAUAACAACAAUAAUGAAGAUGAUAACAAUAACGAUAGUAAUGAUAAUGAUAAUAAUUAUGAUGAAAAAGAGGAUAUGGAUAAGAAAAAUAGUGGUGCUGAAAUUAAUAACAGUAUUUUUAAAAAUAAUAUUAUUAACUCUUUAAAUAACAAAUUUAAUUUAGACAAAGAUAACUUACAUAAUCCUUACAAUAGUUUAAUAGGAAAUAUAAAUGAGGAUGAAAAUAUAAUAAAUAUAGACGAAGUUGUAGAGAUAGAAGAAAAAAUAAAGAAUUUUUUAGAAGAUACUAAUUUAAUAGAGAAAAAUAAAAAUAAUAUUAAGGAGUAUACAAACACAAAUGAAUUUAAUGACUGCAAUGAAAAUUUAGUAAAUAAUGAUUUAAAUAAUUUAUAUAAUUUUUAUAAUAAUAUAAAUAGUAAAUCGAUGAGUACAAACAUAGAUAUAAUGAAUAAUGAAAAUUUUGAAAAAAUGAUAUCGAAUGAUUCUUUAAACACAUUUGAAAACAUAAAUAAGGACAUAAUUGAUUUAAACAUAAAUAAUAAUUUAAAAAAUUAUAAUAAUGAUAUAAUGAAUAAUGAAAUAUACUCUUCAUAUUUUGAUAUUUAUAGUAAUUUUAAUGAAAAAAAUGGAAUAAAUAAUAAUCUAAAUGAUUUUGAUAAAAGUAAUAUAGAAUAUGAUUUGAUGAAUUUUGCUAAUAAUACAUAUAUUGAUAUUCAUAAAAUUCUUCAAAAUAAUGAUAUAUUAAAAAAUGAAUUUACAAAUAUAGAAGAAUCAUUUAAACUAUUUCCUAACUUUCUACAUAAUAAAAAAAUAAAGUCAAAACAUCCUAAUGAAGAUAUGCUUGAAAUGUAUAAUAAUUAUAAAAAUAUGUUAAAUUCAGAAGGCAUUAUGAGAAAUGAAGAUAUAAAUCAAUUAAGUGAAGAAUUUUUUUUUAAUCACAAUCUUCAUAAUAAUAUUGCACCUAACACUUUAACUAAUAAUAUGAUUAAUAAUGAUUUUGAUAAUAAUAUAAAUAAAAUUCUAGAUAUAAUGAAUACAAAUAAUGAUAUUCAUCAAAAUAAUAUGAAUAAUUUUUCAAUAAAUGAAGAUAGCUACAAUGAUAAAAAAAAUGAAAAUACCAAUUUUUCUUAUAAUAUGAACAAUUAUACAACAGAUAUGUAUAAAAAAUCAAAAGAUAAAAAAAGAAAAAUUAGUUGUAUUAGCAACAACGAUGUAUUUCCUGAUGGAUCUAAGAUAGAAAAUAUUUUAGAAAAUUCUCACGCAAAAAAAUGCUAUAAAAAUAGUGAAGAUAAAAAAAAAAAGUAUCAAAAGAUAGAUAUAAGAACAUUAAAUAAAAACGUUCAAAAAAAUAAAGAAAUAUGUACUAAUUGCUAUAUUCACUAUGAUAAUUUUAAAUCAAGUUAUAUUCUAACAUUUAUAAACAGAAAACAAAAAAAACAAAGAAAAAUAUUUCCAGUUGAACCUAAUGAAAAGGAUGAAGCUUAUAUAAUUCAAAUUAUGAAAUAUAUAGAAAAAUUAAAAGAUCAAGAUAAAAUAUAUGGUGUUACAAAAAAUGAAGAAAUUGAAGGGUUGAAGUCGAAUCAAAUAAAUUUAAAUAAAAAUGAAGAUUUUUUUGAUAUUAAUAAUUUAGAUAAUAUGAAUAAUAAGGUGGAUUAUAUUGAUAAAAAUUACUUUUUAAAUAAUAAACCUAUGGUUAACGAGUGCAUAGAUAAUAACUUAGCAAACAAUAAUGAAAUCAAUACAAAUAAUGUUAUUGCACUAAAUAAUAAGAUGAAUAAUUUUAUAAGUCCUUUUAAUGAUCAGUUGUAUCUUUCUUCUAAUAAUAUAAAUUAUAUGCAUGGAAAUAUAUCUUCUCAAAAUAAUAUAAAUAAUACAAAUUGCCUAAACAACAUGAAUCCUAAUAUUCCAGAGCAUUUAAAUAUUUACAAUGAUGGGAAUAUACCUUCUAAUGUUGAUUUCAUGAAUUUUCAUUUGUUAAAUGAUACAAACAAUUUUGAGAAUUUUAAUUUAAUUAACACUAGUACAAAUAACAAUCAAAAUUUAAAUAUGUUUUACAUAAAUGAAAAAAAAAAUAACUUAGUAAAAUCAAUUAAUGAUAAUUAUUUAGAUGAAGUUAAUAUGAUGGAUAAUAUGAAUAAUAAUAAUUAUAAUUCAUUUCCGAGCGAUCUAUGUGAGAAUAUUUUGAUUAACAAUAUGAAAAAUAUUAUUUACCCAUGCGAAAAUAACAUUAAUACAAUGAAGUCAUUAAAGAACAAUCAUAUUAAUGAAAAUGAUGAAAUAAAUUCAAUUAAUAUUCUAAGUAAUAUUAAUAUUUCAAAUUUUCCUAAUAUAUCUACUAACAAUGAAAGUGAAAUAAUGCAAAAGUAUAAUUCUAUUAUGAAUGAAUAUGACAGAAAUGCUUUAAAUAAUUCAAAUUAUAGUGAAAAUAGUUUAGAAAAAAAUAUUUCAGAAGAAAAUAGUAUGAGAAAUAACGUAUAA
This is a messenger RNA of Plasmodium relictum, 5724 nucleotides long. Its product is annotated as conserved Plasmodium protein, unknown function. NCBI's taxonomy places the organism in Eukaryota, Apicomplexa, Aconoidasida, Haemosporida, Plasmodiidae. The record is from RefSeq and is a predicted model, not a curated record. Bases 1 to 5724 code for a protein of 1907 amino acids. The transcript has a single exon.